This is a messenger RNA of Cyclopterus lumpus (lumpfish), 4613 nucleotides long. Its product is annotated as transmembrane protein 269-like. Bases 1805 to 2398 code for a protein of 197 amino acids. The transcript is spliced from 7 exons. Gene Ontology annotation, biological process: phospholipid biosynthetic process. NCBI's taxonomy places the organism in Eukaryota, Metazoa, Chordata, Actinopteri, Perciformes, Cyclopteridae. Gene Ontology annotation, molecular function: phosphotransferase activity, for other substituted phosphate groups. The record is from RefSeq and is a predicted model, not a curated record. Gene Ontology annotation, cellular component: membrane.
UCAUUUCCGGUGGAAUAUUCCAGCGGAUUUAUUCUUGGUCUUUAAAAGGACACGCUGAAAACCCGACUUCGAAGUUGAAAGGUAAACGGCCUAUGUUAUGCAUGCAGUAGUCAGUGUAGUAACUCAAAAUACGGGAAGUCAGUGAAGGGACACAGAGAUCAACCGAGUGAUAAAGGGAAGAAAGAACCAACAAGCUCGUGCGCACGUACAGUCUCCGUCAUUGGAUUUAUCUAUAUUUUGUAAUCUUUGGAGGUCCUUUCAGCUGUGAGCCAGAGACAAUCAUGAUCCUGCUGUCUCCCUCCUCUGAUGAAGAGUGUCUUGAACUCGCCUGGCUUUGGAAUCACAGGAAGUUCAGGGUGAAAAACACUUGAAGGGUUGCUACUGCAACAUUUAAAAAUCUUAAAAUUUUGCAGGUCAUUUAUCUGUGCAUUCUGUCUUGGACAGUACUAUGACUUGAGAGAAAGCCAUAAACUCACAAGAGAGGAGGCAUACAGGAAACACUGGUUUCUUUGUUGUUCUUCAUUUAAAAACAUCACAGCUUUGUGGGGGGAGGAAGACGCUUUUGGAUGGGGCGAGCCAGUAUCCGCAGUCAUUCAUUUUACUAACUGCACUUCAAACACACUUCAUUAAACUGUUCAAAUUGGCUUUAUACCCCAAUGCAGUUUGGUAUUUUAGAAUAUACUGUGUGUUAUUAAAAACAAGGAGAGGUUGUAGAUCUAUCUUUAUACCACAAUCCCCAUUAGAGUGUUAGCUACAGUGGUAUUAAUAGCUUUCAAUACUGAGGUAUGUGCUUGCUGCUGCUAAGUCCUUAUCUCAGAUCACCACUUGUGAUCAGGCUAAUAGAUCUCACGUCUGGUACGUGUCUAUAGAGUAGGUCCAACUCAAUCUCACUCUAGCCAUUGGUGUAUGUGGUAGUCCCCUAAAUGUUCAUUUCCCACACCAGUAUUUGUGCGUAUUUGACCCCUAAUAUGAUUACUAUUGAGUGCUAACACUCCACAUGCAUCCUGUUCAGACAUGUAUCCUUUUGAUGUUUUUCCUUUUCAAAUAUUAUCUUUUAAUAUGACAUUUUGAAGUUUACUGCAUGCUGCUUUUAGUUCAAAUGUUCUAAUGAUGUUUAUUGCAUAGAUAUAACUGAUAAUGUAAUGAGUAGAUAAUGAGACACUGUAAUGUUGCAUGCUAUAGGCUGCGAAUGAACGAAUGUACAGUAACAAAUGCAUUUUAGUGAUCUGAAAGUGGAUGAAUGUAUCGUAAGGUCGGUCUUCGUCCAAUAAACAUACGUCUUGGUAAGUGAUGCUUCUUUUACAUUAGACAGGGAAAUCACUUUUGAAUUAAUAUUUUGUUUUAUAAAACACACACACACACACACACACAUGUAUGCUACAAUAUCCUGCCAUAUGUGUUCCCACUAGUGUACAAAAUAUUGUAUAAAUGAAUACAUAAUAUAUAAAUUCAUCUAUAACUGGUAAAGCUUUAAGGAUACUUUCAGAAUCUUUACACAUUUUUCCUUUCAUUUCAACUGAAGUUUGACUCAAACUGGGAUAUAAUUAUUUAACUAUCCCCAAUUUAGACACCUUCAUCAAAAGGUCAGCUGGUAUGGUCACCCAAUGAUAGUGGAGAUUUAGCUUUUAUCCUUAGCAGGGCAGGGGUUAUUGACAUAACACAGACAAUUACUAACUGCUGUUGUUGUGUGGUCUAAGGUCUCUUCCAGUGUACCAACAAGCUCUUUCUGAGUGAUGGAGCCACGGGACUCCAGAUCAAAGAGUUUGCACGUAAAAAUGCAGCCAAUGCUCUGUCCGUUGCUAACAUGGUCAUGGGCAUUGCCUCCAUUCUCAGCAGUCUAAAUGGGCACCAUCAUGCUGCAUGUUGGCUGGUUCUGAUUGGCUACCUUCUGGAUUUGGCAGAUGGAGCAGUUGCCAGGCGACUCGGUGCCUGCUCUGCACUGGGUGCGAAGCUUGAUGAUUUUGCUGACUUCACAACCUUUGGGAUUGCCACUUCAUUGCUCCUAAGGACAACUGACCUGCUGGACAACAUCCUAUGUGUGUGUUACGUCCUGUCGGUGUUUGUCCGUCUGUGUUUCUUUACAAGUGGGAUCCCAUUCAUGUAUCGCGGACUGCCCUGCAUCUACUCCUCAGCCAUCCUGGCCAGUGCCUCUAUACUGUCAGGGGGGAAUCUGGCCCUGCUCCGGGUCAUUGCAGUGGCCAUGAUCCUCUUUAUGAUCAGCCAGAACUUCUACCCCCACGACAGAGUACUGGAGUCCCAGGCCUGGAAGAAAGGCGUCUACGCUGGAGGAAUUGUCAUGGUGUUCUGCUCAUCAUUCCCCCCUGCAUGUGUGUACUAUCUGCUGUGGUCAGUCUCCUACAUUUUGUUCCCAACAUCCCUUUGGAGCAGUAAAGUGUAAAAUGGGUGCUGGCUUUGUCCAAAACUCCCAUGUAGGUUAGCCUCUAUGGCCCAUCUGGGUGAACUGAGGCUUCCAGACUGCUGCUGCUCCCUACUGCCAUGGAGGAUCCAAGCUGAAACAUGCUCAUGUUCCACAAGCGAACACUUGCUCUAUUUGACCUUCAUUUUGAUGUAACACCUCUAAAACAGAGCCCAGAUUCAAGAGAGUUAGAGUGAGGGAUGAGAAGUGCAUUUUAAUGUUACUAAAGUUUGGAUGAGCCUUCAUGCUGUCUUUUGUCUGUGCUGCAUUUUCAGAUGUCAGAUGGCUUGUUCCACAAAUGUUCAUCAAGUUCAUCUCCCGUGUAAUCUCUCACUUCAAAAUUAACCAGUCUUUCGUCAAUGUUGUGAACACGCAGCAGUAGUGCCACUCAUUUUCUCAAAGGAUGAUAUCAAAAGAAAUUAUUUCAAAUUAAAUAAUUACGUAUUUUAAUAGAUUUUUGCUUCUAAUUUGGUUUUUAAAAUAUUUAAUUGUCUAAUCACACAGGAUCAUAACUCUUAUUAUGAUGUGUCUUGAGCAUAGUUUAAUGAGUAACUGUUUGAGUGCUACAGUAUGUAGGUAAAGCCUUUAAUCAAUCAUAUACAAGAUUUCUCAGCAGCAUUUUACGAGAUUCAAAUUUCAUGUCCUGUCUUCUUUAUAACACAGUAACAGGCGUUCAUACAGCUCUUAUCACCAAUUUUGAGUUAACUGUUAAUGUUUGUAUCAGGUAUGAGGUCACAUCACUUUCACAGUAUUCAGGUCAGAAUGUGGGUUUCCUCAUAAUCCACCUUUUCCAUUUUGUAGGGGUCUAAAAUCCAGUGACUUACAGUAAGAAAUGUUCGAACGUAAUGGUGCAGUCAUUCCUAAUAUUAGAUUUGCUGUUUGAAUGUUUUCAAAAUGCUUCUAUGUUUCUUCUGUCAUUUUAUUUGGUCAUUGUAUGUGUUUGCCUCUGUUUUAAGAGGCAUUGCAGUUUAUAUAGUAAAUCCACACUGGACCACGUCUAUGGUAGCCGUUAAAUUAAGGUGGAUUCAGAAAUGCAACAACAUGUGGGGGCACAUACAGCAGUUUUCUGCCUUGUGAUUCAAUGUGAAUGUACCCUUAAAGAGCAACAACACACAGGCUACCCUCGCUGCAAAUUCUGCCUCCACCUUAAAGGUGUUGUAACAUUGCACUACAUGACCUCUUCUAGUCAUGACGCAGCAUUGACACGUAAAACCAACGAGGAAGUUUCACAAUGUGUAAUUAUGCCUCCUUGCACUACGUGUGUGUGACAAAUGUUGAAAUUAUACAGUAAACCCAUAUUUAAUUUUGACCCACCCACAACUUUAGUUCAGUGAUUUUAAUGAUAGCUUUAAUGAUUUUAACCCUCUUUAUAAACAAUAUCAGAAACUGAAAGACAUGAACUUUUGUAUUAAUUUUGUUUUUAAAACUCUACGUAGGAGACUCAUUUAGAAAACUUACAGAAUGCUAACUAUGAGUUUAUUAAUUGAGUUUCCCUCAUAGAGUUUUCUGAUGGAAAACUAAAGCAGAUUUUCCUAAAUCAAGAGAAUGAAACUAAAGCCCAUGUUUUCUGCUUCUGAUAUUGGAUCUAAACCCAUAGUGGUCCUUGACCUGGUUACAAUAACCAAUGUUGAAGAAAUCUCAAAUGUAAAGUGCAGAGUAGGGCUGGGGCUAUAUGGCUGAAGUUUUGUAUUCCAAUAGUGGUCAUUUGAUAUCCCCAUAACGAUACAGUAUGUAGGAUGUUUUCUGGUAAUUUAAUUUUAAAAAGUCUAAAUGCAAUAACCACAUGGUAAUGCCUAUUCUUGUUUACUCCUGUGUCAAAUGAAAUACCUGACAAAGAGUACUGACUAUUUCCCCAUUUAAUUCAGAACUUUAGUGCAAAAUCAUAAAAUCUUCAGAAAUUUAUUUUAGUUGCUAUGUGCUUGUUAUUAGCGAUUUAGACAAUAUAAUCGUGUAUCAUGAUAUCUUGAUGUAUGUUUUAAUGAUGAUUUGAUUAAAUAGAAAGACAAGGAAUUAUCAUAUUGAGUUAUUGCCCAGCCCUAGACUCAGACUGAACACAAAUCUACUGUGGUACGUUCUGCUUUCCUGUGUGAGUGUUUUGGUUUUCAAACUGUAAAGCUACAGUCAUGUACGCAUGCAAAGAGCAUUACAAAUACAAACAUUGUACUUUGCCCAAUGAUUAAAAGAAGAUCUUAAUGAA